AUGCAGUCCAUGGGGGAGUGGAGGGUGGGAGGAGCCAGAGGGAAUACAGGAGUAGGAGGAGCCAGAGAGAAGACAGGAGUAGGAGGAGCCAGAGGGAAGCUGGGAGUAGGAGGAGCCAGAGGGAAGACAGGAGUAGAAGGAGCUAGAAGGAAGCCAGGAGUAGAAGGAGCCAGAAGGAAGCCAGGAGUAGGAGGAGCCAGAGGGAAGCCAGGAGUAGAAGGAGCUAGAAGGAAGCCAGGAGUAGGAGGACCCAGAGGGAAGCCAGGAGUAGAAGGAGCUAGAAGGAAGCCAGGAGUAGGAGGAGCCAGAGGGAAGCCAGGAGUAGGAGGAGCCAGAGGGAAGCCAGGAGUAGGAGGAGCCAGAGGGAAGCCAGGAGUAGGAGGAGUCAGAGGGAAGCCAGGAGUAGGAGGAGCCAGAGGGAAGCCAGGAGUAGGAGGAGCCAGAGGGAACCCAGGAGUAGGAGGAGCCAGAGGGAACCCAGGAGUAGGAGGAGCCAGAGGGAAGCCAGGAGUAGAAGGAGCCAGAGGGAAGCCAGGAGUAGAAGGAGCUAGAAGGAAGCCAGGAGUAGGAGGACCCAUAGGAAAGCCAGGAGUAGGACGAGUCAGAGGGAAGCCAGGAGUAGAAGGAGCCAGAAGGAAGCCAGGAGUAGGAGAAGCCAGCGGGAAGACAGGAGUAGGAGGAGCCAGAGGGAAGCCAGGAGUAGGAGGGGCCAGAGGGAAGCCAGGAGUAGGAGGAGCCAGAGGGAAGACAGGAGUAGGAGGGGCCAGAGGGUCGACAGGUCAAGGUGGAGACGAUGGGUCGACAGGUCAAGGUGGAGACGAUGAGUCGACAGGUCGAGGUGGAGACGAUGGGUCGACAGGUCGAGGUGGAGACGACGGGUCGACAGGUCGAGUUGAAGACGACGGGUCGACAGGUCGAGGUGGAGACGAUGGGUCGACAGGUCGAGGUGAAGACGACGGGUCGACAGGUCGAGGUGGAGCGAUGGGUCGACAGGUCGAGGUGGAGACGAUGGGAGGUGGAGACGACGGGUCGACAGGUCGAGGUGGAGACGAUGGGUCGACAGGUCGAGGUGGAGACGAUGGGUCGACAGGUCGAGGUGGAGACGAUGACUCGACAGGUCUAGGUGGAGACGAUGGGUCGACAGGUCGAGGUGGAGACGACGGGUCGACAGGUCGAGGUGGAGACGAUGACUCGACAGGUCGAGGUGGAGACGAUGGGUCGACAGGUCGAGGUGGAGACGACGGGUCGACAGGUCGAGGUGGAGCGAUGGGUCGACAGGUCGAGGUGGAGACGAUGGGACGACAGGUCGAGGUGGAGACGACGGGUCGACAGGUCGAGGUGGAGACGACGGGUGGAGACGAUGGGUCGACAGGUCGAGGUGGAGACGACGGGUCGACAGGUCGAGGUGGAGACGAUGACUCGACAGGUCAAGGUGGAGACGAUGGGUCGACAGGUCGAGGUGGAGACGACGGGUCGACAGGUCGAGGUGGAGCGAUGGGUCGACAGGUCGAGGUGGAGACGAUGGGACGACAGGUCGAGGUGGAGACGACGGGUCGACAGGUCGAGGUGGAGACGACGGGUCGACAGGUCGAGGUGGAGACGAUGGGUCGACAGGUCGAGGUGGAGACGACGGGUCGACAGGUCGAGGUGAAGACGACGGGUCGACAGGUCGAGGGAGACGAUGACUCGACAGGUCGAGGUGGAGACGACGGGUCGACAGGUCGAGGUGGAGACGAUGACUCGACAGGUCAAGGUGGAGACGACGGGUCGACAGGUCGAGGUGGAGACGAUGGGUCGACAGGUCGAGGUGGAGCGAUGGGUCGACAGGUCGAGGUGGAGACGACGGGUCGACAGGUCGAGGUGGAGACGACGGGUCGACAGGUCGAGGUGGAGACGACGGGUCGACAGGUCGAGGUGGAGACGACGGGUCGACAGGUCGAGGUGGAGACGACGGGUCGACAGGUCGAGGUGGAGACGACGGGUCGACAGGUCGAGGUGGAGACGACGGGUCGACAGGUCGAGGUGGAGACGACGGGUCGACAGGUCGAGGUGGAGACGAUGGGUCGACAGGUCGAGGUGGAGACGAUGGGUCGACAGGUCAAGGUGGAGACGAUGACUCGACAGGUCAAGGUGGAGACGAUGGGUCGACAGGUCGAGGGAGACGAUGACUCGACAGGUCGAGGUGGAGACGAUGGGUCGACAGGUCAAGGUGGAGACGAUGACUCGACAGGUCGAGGUGGAGACGAUGGGUCGACAGGUCGAGGUGGAGACGACGGGUCGACAGGUCGAGGUGGAGCGACGGGUCGACAGGUCGAGGUGGAGACGACGGGUCGACAGGUCGAGGUGGAGACGACGGGUCGACAGGUCGAGGUGGAGACGACGGGUCGACAGGUCGAGGUGGAGACGAUGGGUCGACAGGUCGAGGUGGAGACGAUGGGUCGACAGGUCGAGGUGGAGACGAUGGGUCGACAGGUCGAGGUGGAGACGAUGACUCGACAGGUCAAGGUGGAGACGAUGGGUCGACAGGUCGAGGGAGACGAUGACUCGACAGGUCGAGGUGGAGACGAUGGGUCGACAGGUCAAGGUGGAGACGAUGACUCGACAGGUCAAGGUGGAGACGACGGGUCGACAGGUCGAGGUGGAGACGACGGGUCGACAGGUCGAGGUGGAGACGAUGACUCGACAGGUCGAGGUGGAGACGACGGGUCGACAGGUCGAGGUGGAGCGACGGGUCGACAGGUCGAGGUGGAGACGACGGGUCGACAGGUCGAGGUGGAGACGACGGGUCGACAGGUCGAGGUGGAGACGAUGGGUCGACAGGUCGAGGUGGAGACGAUGGGUCAAGGUGGAGACGACGGGUCGACAGGUCAAGGUGGAGACGAUGGGUCGACAGGUCGAGGUGGAGACGACGGGUCGACAGGUCGAGGUGAAGACGACGGGUCGACAGGUCGAGGGAGACGAUGA
Molecule: messenger RNA, 2964 nt
Organism: Rhinichthys klamathensis goyatoka
Lineage: Eukaryota; Metazoa; Chordata; Actinopteri; Cypriniformes; Leuciscidae
Product: collagen alpha-1(II) chain-like
Exons: 4
Coding region: 1-2964 (987 amino acids)
Source: RefSeq, a predicted model, not a curated record